AACACUAAAAAGUCCCAGAGCUGCUCUCUUCAGGUAUUUAACCAGGAGCAAACAGACUUGUAGUUUAUGAUUUAUAAAAAUGUGUAGGCAGUGUAAAUGCAGUGAUGGAAUGUGGGUAUAAAUUCAAAUUACUUGUAAUUUACUCGAGUAUGUCCAUUUUAUGCAUCUUUAUACUAUAUACUUUACUGCUUUUCUUAUUUUGUCUGGCAGCUUUAUACCUCUCAGAUGACAGUCUUUCAUCCCUAUCCUGUCCACUGAAGGAGUGUUUAAGUCUUCUCAUUGCCUUUGUCUUAUUCUUGAGGAAUCCCUGGACUGUUGCACAAAAGACCUCAGCAACCAAAGCAAGAUAUGGCUGCUGCAAACUAUCUGCCAUCUGAAGAUCAGUUUCUGUGCCCCAUCUGUCUGGAUGUGUUCACUGAUCCUGUCAGCACACCAUGUGGACACAACUUCUGCAAAAACUGCAUCAAUAAACACUGGAAUACCAGCAACAGGUGCCAGUGUCCAAUGUGUAACAAGGUUUUUAUCACAAGACCUGAGCUGCACGUCAACACUUUCAUCUCUGAGAUGGUCGCUCAGUUCAAACAGUCAGCUCAACAGAAAGCCAGCAGUAGCAGCUCACAGCAACAAUGUGAUAAACAGGAAGUUUCCUGUGACGUCUGCACUGGAACCAAACUGAAGGCCCUGAAGUCCUGCCUGGUGUGUCUGGUCUCCUACUGUGAGACUCACCUGGAGCCUCAUCUGACAAUGCCAGGCCUGAGAAGACAUCAGCUGAUCGAUCCUAAGACAUGUGUCUGCAUGCUCUGCACUGUUUCAGACCACAAAACACAUGAUGUUGUUCCUCUGAAAGGAGGAUAUGAAGGAAAGAAGGCUGAGCUGGCUAAGAAAGAGGCUGAAAUUCAGCAGAUGAUCCAGAAGAGACAACUGAAGAUUCAGGAGAUCAAACACUCCAUUAACCUCAGUGUCAAAGACGCAGACAGAGAGAUAGCAGAAGGUGUUCAGGUCUUCACUGCUCUGAAGAGAUCUGUUGAGAGAGGCCAGGUCGAUCUCAUUAACACGAUCAAAGCAAAACAGAAAACAACAACAAAAAUGGCAGAAGGCUUCAUCAAAGAGCUGGAACAGGAAAUCUCUGAGCUGAUGAAGAGAAGCACUGAGCUGGAGCGGCUCUCACGUUCUGAAAAUCAAUUCCACCUCCUCCGAAGCUUCCCAACAGUGAAAGCUGCUCCACUCACCAAGGACUGGACAAAGGUCAGCAUCUGUCCACCAUCAUAUGAGGGGACUGUGGUGAGAGCUGUGUCUCAGCUGGAGGAGACACUCAGUAAAGAGAUAAAGAAGCUGGUUGAAGCUGAGCUGAAGAGGGUCCAGCAGUAUGCAGUGGAUGUGACUCUUGAUCCUGAUACAGCACAUCCUGCUCUCAUCCUGUCUGGUGACAGAAAGAAAGUAUAUCCUGGAGAUGUGAAGCAGAAUCUCCCAAACAACCCAAAGAGAUUUUCUCUCAAUCCCUGUGUUUUAGCAAAGCAGAGUUUCUCUUCAGGCAAAUUUUACUUUGAGGUUCAAGUUCAAGGAAAGACUAACUGGGACUUUGGAGUGGCCAGAGAGUCGGUCAACAGGAAGCAAGACAUCCCUCUGAGCCCUGAGGAUGGUUACUGGACUGUAUGGUUGAGGAAAAGAAAUAAGUACAAAGCCCUUAAUAACAUUCCAGUUAGUCUCUCUCUGAAGUCUCAGCCUCAGAAGGUGGGGGUGUUUGUGGAUUAUGAGGAGGGUCUGGUCUCCUUUUAUGACGUAGAUGCUGCAGCUCUUAUCUACUCCUUUACUGGCUGCUCCUUCACUGAGAAACUCUUCCCAUACUUCAACCCAGGUCUAAAUGAGGGUGGCAAAAACUCUGCCCCAUUGGUUCUCUCUCAUAUGUAGACUGAUCAUUUAUUU
Epinephelus moara (kelp grouper) is the source of this 1923-nucleotide messenger RNA. Its product is annotated as E3 ubiquitin-protein ligase TRIM21-like. The transcript is spliced from 2 exons. The record is from RefSeq and is a predicted model, not a curated record. The coding region runs from base 349 to 1908 and encodes 519 amino acids. Lineage: Eukaryota; Metazoa; Chordata; Actinopteri; Perciformes; Serranidae. Gene Ontology annotation, molecular function: protein binding.